AGUACGGUGGCCGACGGGAGCCAGACGCUGGGGAUGAAUGAAGGUGCUGGGUGCAGGAUCAACAGUAAUAAUGACUGAAUGUACAAGCCUCCAGUUUGUAAGUCCUUUUGCUUUUGAGGCAAUGCAGAAGGUGGAUGUUGUUCGUUUGGCAUCUUUAAGUGAUCCAGAAUUAAGACUUCUCCUGCCCUGCUUGGUGCGGAUGGCACUCUGUGCUCCUGCUGACCAGAGCCAAAGCUGGGCCCAGGAUAAAAAACUCAUCCUCCGCCUUCUCUCUGGAGUGGAAGCUGUCAACUCCAUUGUUGCAUUGUUGUCUGUGGAUUUUCAUGCCUUGGAGCAGGAUGCCAGCAAAGAACAGCAGCUUAGGCAUAAACUCGGAGGAGGCACUGGGGAGAGCGUCCUGGUGUCGCAGCUUCAGCAUGGUCUGACAUUAGAGUUUGAACACAGCGACUCACCCCGCCGAUUGCGUCUUGUGCUUAGUGAGCUCUUGGCAAUUAUGAACAAGGUGUCUGAAUCCAGUGGAGAAUUUUUUAUCAAGUCAUCUGAGCUGUUUGAGAGUCCAGUCUAUUUAGAGGAAGCUGCAGAUGUACUUUGCAUUUUACAAGCAGAGCUCCCUUCCCUGCUUCCUAUAGUUGAUGUAGCUGAAGCCUUGCUGCAUGUUAGAAAUGGUGCCUGGUUCUUGUGUCUAUUGGUGGCCAAUGUUCCUGAUAGUUUCAAUGAAGUUUGUAGGGGCCUGAUCAAAAAUGGAGAACGACAAGAUGAAGAAAGCCUUGGAGGAAGGCGCAGGACAGAUGCCUUACGCUUCUUAUGUAAAAUGAAUCCUUCUCAGGCCCUCAAAGUCCGAGGCAUGGUGGUGGAAGAAUGUCACUUGCCAGGCCUUGGAGUAGCUUUGACAUUGGAUCAUACUAAAAAUGAACUUAGCGAAGAUGGAGUGAGUGACUUGGUUUGUUUUGUUAGUGGUUUGCUUCUUGGAACAAAUGCGAAAGUCCGGACUUGGUUUGGAACUUUUAUCCGAAAUGGACAGCAGAGAAAAAGGGAGACCAGUAGUUCUGUCCUUUGGCAAAUGAGAAGGCAGCUUCUUCUGGAGUUGAUGGGCAUUCUUCCCACAGUAAGAAGUACCCGCGCUGUGGAAGAAGCUGAUGUGGAGAUGGAGCCUAACGUGUCUGUGUACUCGGGGCUGAAAGAAGAGCACGUUGUGAAAGCCAGUGCGCUCUUACGUCUGUACUGUGCUUUGAUGGGGAUCGCUGGACUCAAACCAACGGAGGAAGAAGCUGAGCAAUUGCUGCAGCUGAUGACAAGCCGCCCUCCUGCGACGCCGGCUGGGGUCCGCUUUGUUUCGCUUUCCUUUUGUAUGCUGCUGGCCUUUUCCACACUUGUCAGCACACCUGAACAGGAACAGCUAAUGGUAGUGUGGCUAAGUUGGAUGAUAAAAGAAGAGGCUUACUUUGAGAGUACCUCAGGUGUCUCUGCUUCUUUUGGGGAGAUGUUAUUAUUGGUUGCUAUGUACUUUCAUAGCAACCAACUUAGUGCUAUCAUUGACUUGGUCUGUUCCACUUUGGGGAUGAAGAUUGUAAUUAAGCCAAGCUCUUUGAGCAGGAUGAAGACUAUCUUCACACAGGAAAUUUUUACUGAACAGGUUGUCACAGCUCAUGCAGUUCGGGUCCCUGUCACCAGCAACCUGAGUGCCAACAUUACUGGAUUUUUGCCUAUUCAUUGUAUUUAUCAGCUUCUCAGGAGUCGUUCUUUUACGAAGCACAAAGUAUCAAUAAAAGACUGGAUUUAUAGACAGCUAUGUGAAACCUCCACUCCACUCCACCCUCAAUUACUUCCUCUGAUUGAUGUGUACAUAAAUUCUAUACUUACUCCUGCGUCCAAAUCUAAUCCGGAAGCCACAAAUCAGCCAGUCACGGAACAGGAGAUACUCAAUAUUUUCCAAGGAGUCAUUGGGAGUGACAACAUCCGCCUUAAUCAGCGCUUCAGUAUCACAGCACAGCUUUUGGUACUUUACUAUGUACUGUCUUAUGAGGAAGCUCUGCUAGCAAACACGAAGACUUUAGCUGCCAUGCAAAGAAAGCCAAAAUCAUAUUCAUCUUCUUUAAUGGACCAGAUUCCCAUCAAAUUCCUUAUUCGACAAGCUCAAGGGCUGCAGCAGGAGUUGGGAGGGUUGCAUUCGGCUUUACUACGUCUCCUUGCAACUAAUUACCCACACUUAUGCAUUGUGGACGACUGGAUCUGUGAAGAAGAAAUCACAGGGACUGAUGCUCUGUUAAGGCGAAUGCUCCUGACUAACAAUGCCAAAAACCACUCUCCUGAACAGCUCCAAGAAGCAUUUUCAGCUGUCCCAGUAAGUCACACGCAAGUGAUGCAGAUUCUAGAACACUUGACUCUACUUUCUGCCAGUGAACUUAUACCAUAUGCAGAAGUAUUAACAUCCAAUAUGAACCAGCUGUUGAAUUCAGGGGUUCCGCGGCGAAUUCUUCAAACAGUCAAUAAACUAUGGAUGGUUCUUAAUACUGUGAUGCCUAGAAGGCUGUGGGUAAUGACAGUUAAUGCACUUCAACCUUCCAUAAAGUUUGUUCGACAACAAAAGUAUACUCAGAAUGACCUGAUGAUAGACCCUCUCAUUGUCCUAAGAUGUGAUCAGAGGGUACACAGAUGCCCCCCACUGAUGGAUAUCACUCUACACAUGUUGAAUGGUUAUCUUCUUGCAUCCAAAGCCUAUCUCAGUGCUCAUCUGAAGGAAACGGCGGAGCAGGAUAGACCUGCCCAGAAUAAUACAUUAGGUUUAAUUGGACAAACGGAUGGCCCAGAAGUUACUAGAGAAGAAUUGAAAAAUGCUUUAUUGGCUGCUCAGGAUAGUGCAGCUGUCCAGAUUCUCUUGGAGAUUUGUUUACCUACUGAAGAGGAAAAGGCAAAGGGUGCCCAUCCAGACAGCUUGCUAAGAAAUGUUCAAAGCGUCAUUACUACCAGCACUCCAAAUAAGGGAAUGGAGGAAGGAGAAGACAAUUUGCUUUGUAACCUUCGAGAAGUUCAGUGCCUUAUCUGUUGUCUGUUGCACCAAAUGUACAUUGCGGAUCCCAACAUUGCUAAGCUUGUUCACUUUCAGGGUUAUCCAUGUGAACUUUUGCCUCUGACGGUCGCAGGUAUUCCAUCUAUGCACAUCUGUCUGGAUUUCAUACCUGAGCUUAUUGCACAGCCAGAACUUGAAAAACAGAUAUUUGCUAUCCAGUUGCUUUCUCAUUUGUGUAUCCAGUAUGCAUUACCAAAGUCACUCAGUGUGGCUCGCUUAGCUGUCAACGUCAUGGGAACUUUGCUGACAGUUUUAACACAGGCUAAGCGAUACGCUUUUUUCAUGCCAACUCUGCCAAGUUUGGUCUCUUUUUGUCGAGCAUUUCCGCCAUUGUAUGAGGAUAUUAUGUCUUUGCUGAUCCAAAUAGGGCAAGUCUGUGCCUCUGAUGUUGCCACUCAGACAAGAGACAUUGAUCCAAUUAUUACACGUCUUCAACAAAUAAAGGAGAAACCAAGUAGAUGGUCUGGAAUCUGCAAAGAUCCAUCUUAUAAAAACGGAUCCAGGGAUAUUGGAAGCAUGGAUCCUGAUGUACAGCUGUGUCACUGCAUUGAAAGCACAAUAAUUGAAAUAAUAAACAUGAGUGUUAGCGGAAUUUAGAAAAAAAACAACUUUAAAAAAAAAAGGAAGCUGUUUGUUGCAUAUACCCAAUAUGAAUCUGUGUCUUGUAACAACUCUAAACUGAAUGGGAACAGUAAUGUCUUGGAAUCACUAAAAUGACACAAUUCAACAUGAAUACAAUUUAGAACUCUUUUGAGAAUUAUGCUUGCUUGUAUUUGAUUGGCAGUUCUUUGGAUCUAGUUGCUGGUAUGUUUCUAUUGUACCAGCUGAGCUUUUUUUUUUUUCCUCCUAUUGGGGGGUUCAUUUAAGAAACUCAUUACUGGAAAGUGAAUUUGUCCUUGUAUUUAACUUUUGAGGUGAAGAAAAACUGCCAUGCCUUUAAUUUAAUUUCUUAAAAAAUGAGUUUGUCGGUAGUGUUUUUUUGUUUUGUUUUGUUUUUUAAAUCUGUGUGAGCUAGUAACAGUGCGACAAUGAUGCAAUGAUGAGAGGGAGAAAAAGGGAGAAUUCAGGAAAAAUUAGGAAUUUAAAUACCCAACUAGAAAUCUCUAAAGCUUGCAAUGCAAGUAAUAGUAAUGGAGGAUAGAAUGCCAGCUCUCAAGAAACAGUAUUGAGAAGGCUUUAAAAAAGGCAAAUAGUUUUUUGUAAAUGAUUUCCAUGGAAUUACAGAUAAGGAUUUUAAGAUUUUUACAUAUUUGCUUCAAUUUUUCUAAUAUGUAAAGCCAUAUGUUUAAAGAGAUACUUG
Molecule: messenger RNA, 4367 nt
Organism: Pteronotus mesoamericanus
Lineage: Eukaryota; Metazoa; Chordata; Mammalia; Chiroptera; Mormoopidae
Gene: INTS2
Product: integrator complex subunit 2
Exons: 25
Coding region: 38-3664 (1208 amino acids)
Biological process (GO): snRNA 3'-end processing
Cellular component (GO): integrator complex
Source: RefSeq, a predicted model, not a curated record